This is a messenger RNA of Trichobilharzia szidati, 4692 nucleotides long. The record is from the annotation of a GenBank genome assembly. Lineage: Eukaryota; Metazoa; Platyhelminthes; Trematoda; Strigeidida; Schistosomatidae.
UACUACUAUACUACUAGUAAUACUACUACUACUUCUAGUACUACUACUAAUACUAGUACAACUACUACUACUACAACUACUACUAAUAAUACUACUACUAAUAUUACUACUACUACUACCAGUACUACUACUAGUACUACUACUAAUACUACUAGUACUGAUACUACUACUACUGCUACUACUAGUACUACUACUACUACUAGUAGUACUACUACUACUAGUACUACUACUACUACCACCAAUACUACUACUACUAGUACUACUAGUAGUACUACUACUACUACAAGUACUACUACUACUACUAGUACUAGUAUUACUACUACUACUAGUACUACUACUACUAGUACUACUACUACUACUAGUACUAAUACUACUAGUACUAAUAAUAGUACUACUACUACUAGUACUACUACAACUACUACUACUAGUACUACUACUACUACUACUAGUAAUACUACUAGUACUAUGAGUACUACUACUACUACUACCAGUACUAAUAACACGACUACUACUACUAGUACUACUACUAGUACUACUAGUAAUACUACUACUACUAGUAAUACUACUAGUAAUAUUACUACUAGUAGUACUACUACUACUAGUACUACUACUACUAAUACUACUACUAGUACUACUACUACUACUACUACUAUUACUACUACUACUAUUCCUACCAAUACUAAUACUACUAUUAAUAGUACUAAUAUUAUUACUAGUAUUACUAACACUAAUACUACUACUAGUACUCCUAAUAAUAGUACUAAUAGUACUACUAAUAAUAUUACUACUACUACUAGUACUCCUCCAACUACUACUACUAGUACUACUACUAAUACUACUACGACUAUUAGUACUACUACUACUAGUAGUACUUCCACUAGUACUACUACUACUACUAGUACUAAUACUACUACUACUACCAGUACUACUACUAGUACUACUACUACUACUAGUACUACUAGUACUACCACUAGUACUACUACUAGUACUACUACUAGUACUAUUAAUAUUACUACUAUUACUACUACUAGUACUAAUACUAAUACUACUAGUGCUACUAAUAUUACUAGUACUACUACUACUAGUACUACUAAUACUACUAGUACUACUACUAAUACUAUUACUACUACUACUAUUACUAGUACUAAUAUUAUUAUAAUUAAUAUUACUACUACUAAUACUACUACUACUACUAGUAUUAAUAAUAUUACUACUACUAAUACUACUACUACUAAUAGUACUACUACUAAUACUAGUACUACUACUACUAAUACUACUACUCUACUACUAUAUUACUACUACUACUUUUCUACUAGUACUACUACUACCACUAGUACUACUACUACAACUACUAUUAGUAAUACUACUACUACUUCUAGUACUACAAUUAAUACUAGUACUACUACUACUACUACAACUACUACUAGUACUACUACUACUAGUACUAGUACUACUAGUACUAAUACUACUACUAUUACUACUAGUACUACUAAUACCACUAGUACUACUACUACUACUAGUACAACUACUACUACUAGUAAUACUACUUCUAUUUCUAGUACUACUACUAAUACUAGUACAACUAGUACUACUACAACUACUACUAAUAAUACUACUACUAAUAUUACUACUACUACUACCAGUACUACUACUAGUACUACUACUAAUACUACUAGUACUGAUACUACUACUACUGCUACUACUAGUACUACUACUACUACUACUAGUACUACUACUACUAGUACUACUACUACUACCACCAAUACUACUACUACUAGUACUACUAGUAGUACUACUACUACUACAAGUACUACUACUACUACUAGUACUAGUAUUACUACUACUACUAGUACUACUACUACUAGUACUACUACUACUACUAGUACUACUACUACUAGUACUAAUAAUAGUACUACUACUACUAGUACUACUACUACUACUACUACUAGUACUACUACUACUACUACUAGUAAUACUACUAGUACUAUGAGUACUACUACUACUACUACCAGUACUAAUAACACGACUUCUACUACUAGUACAACUACUAGUACUACUAGUAAUACUACUACUACUACUAGUAAUACUACUAGUAAUAUUACUACUACUAGUACUACUACUACUAGUAUUACUACUACUACUACUACUAAUACUACUACUAGUACUACUACUACUACUACUCCUAUUACUACUACUACUAUUCCUACCAAUACUAAUACUACUAUUAAUAGUACUAAUAUUAUUACUAGUAUUACUAACACUAAUACUACUACUAGUACUCCUAAUAAUAGUACUAAUAGUACUACUAAUAAUAUUACUACUACUACUAGUACUCCUCCUACUACUACUACUAGUACUACUACUAAUACUACUACGACUAUUAGUACUACUACUACUAGUACUACUUCCACUAGUACUACUACUACUACGAGUACUAAUACUACUACUACUACUACCAGUACUACUACUAGUACUACUACUACUACUAGUACUACUAGUACUACUACUAGUACUACUACUAGUACUACUACUAGUACUAUUAAUAUUACUACUAUUACUACUAUUAGUACUAAUACUAAUACUACUAGUGCCACUACUAUUACUAGUACUACUACUACUAGUACUACUAAUACUACUAGUACUACAACUAAUACUAUUACUACUACUAUUAUUACUAGUACUAAUAUUACUAUAAUUAAUAUUACUACUACUAAUACUACUACUACUACUAGUAUUAAUAAUAUUACUACUACUAAUACUACUACUACUAAUAGUACUAUUACUAAUACUAGUACUACUACUACUAAUACUACUACUACUACUAGUAUUACUAAUACUACUAGUACUAAUACUAAUACUACUACUACUAUUAGUACUACUACUACUAGUACUUCUUCCACUAGUACUACUACUAAUACUAGUACUAAUACUAUUACUACUACUACCAGUACUACUACUAGUACUACUACUACUAGCACUGAUACUAUUACUACUAUUGCUACUACUAGUACUACUACUACUACUAUGCUACUACUAAUAAUACUAUACUACUACUACUACUAUACUACUACUACCACUAGUACUACUACUACUACUACUAUUAGUAAUACUACUACUACUUCUAGUACUACAAUUAAUACUAGUACUACUACUACUACUACAACUACUACUAGUACUACUACUACUACUAGUACUAGUACUAAUAGUACUAUUACUACUACUAUUACUAAUAAUACUACUAAUACCACUAGUAAUACUACUAUUACUAGUACUACUACUACUACUACUAGUAAUACUACUACUACUUCUAGUACUACUACUAAUACUAGUACAACUACUACUACUACAACUACUACUAAUAAUACUACUACUAAUAUUACUACUACUACCAGUACUACUACUAGUACUACUACUAAUACUACUAGUACUGAUACUACUACUACUACUGCUACUACUAGUACUACUAAUACUACUACUAGUACUACUACUAGUACUACUACUACUACUCCUAUCACUACUACUACUAUUCCUACCAAUACUAAUACUACUAUUAAUAGUACUAAUAUUAUUACUAGUAUUACUAACACUACUACUACUAGUACUCCUAAUAAUAGUACUAAUAGUACUACUAAUAAUACUACUACUACCACUAGUACUCCUCCUACUACUACUACUAGUACUACUACUAAUACUACUACGACUAUUAGUACUACUACUACUAGUACUACUUCCACUAGUACUACUACUACUACUACUACUAAUACUACUACUACUACUACCAGUACUACUACUAGUACUACUACUACUACUAGUACUACUAGUACUACCACUAGUACUACUACUAGUACUACUACUAGUACUAUUAAUAUUACUACUAUUACUACUAGUAGUACUAAUACUAAUACUACUAGUGCCACUACUACUACUAGUACUACUACUACUAGUACUACUAAUACUACUACUACUACAACUAAUACUAUUACUACUACUACUAUUACUAGUACUAAUAUUAUUAUAAUUAAUAUUACUACUACUAAUACUACUACUACUACUAGUAUUAAUAAUACUGCUACUACUAAUACUACUACUACUAAUAGUACUAUUACUAAUACUAGUACUACUACUACUAAUACUACUACUCUACUACUAGUAUUACUAAUACUACUAGUACUACUACUACUACUAGUACCACUACUUACUACUACUAAUACUACUAGUACCACUACUACUACCACUACUACUACUACUACUACUACUACUAGUACUACUACUACUAGUAAUACUACUACUAGUACUACUACUACUAGUACUAAUACUAGUACUACUAAUACUAUUACUACUAGUACUAGUACUACUAAUACUACUACUACUAGUACUACUAAUACUAGUACUACUACUACUAGUACUACUACUACUACUACUACUAGUACUACUACUACUACUUCCAGUGCUACUACUACUACUAGUACUACUACUAGUACUAUGAGUACUAUUACUACUACUACCAGUACUAAUAACACGACUACUACUACUAGUACAACUACUAGUACUACUAGUAAUACUACUACUACUAGUAUUAAUACUACUAGUAAUACUACUACUACUAGUACUACUACUAUUAGUACUACUAAUACUAGUACUACUACUAAUACUACUACUAGUACUACUACUAGUAUACUACUACUAAUAAAA